AUGUAUCGCGAAUUAACAAUCUCCAGUGAUAUUCCUGCGCGGAAGCUUACCAAAGCUUUCAAGACUGGUAAGCUCAGCCUCACCUCAAGCGAACUAAAGGGUAGUGGUUCAGUCAUCCAUCUACACCCUGCUUCGUUUGAAAAGGCGCUCAAGGCUCGUAAAGCUGGACGCGGUGUCAGACUCGACAUUACCAAGCACGAAGUGAAGAAGGGCUACAAAAAGGCUCAAGGAGGCUCUAUCUGGUCCAAAGUAUGGGGAGGGAUCAAGUCUGCAUACAAAUUUGCUAAGGAGUCAGGUCUACUAUCCAGAGCCGUUGAUGGGGCGGUUCCUGCUUUAUCUACUUAUGCUGGUCAGCCAACGGCUGCUGUUCCAGCCAGAGCUGAAAUCAAGUCCCUAACCGGCAUUGGUAUUUGUGAUUCCGAUAGCGACAAGGAAGGAGGUCGCGUAUCAAUGAAUGACGUAAAGAAGGCUGCAAAGAAUGCUCUUGCAUACAGGAAGCGCAAGGGGGUCAUCACCGACGCGGUCGAUGCUGGAGAGAAGUUCCUACUAUCAAAAGCUACCAAGCCGGAACAUGAGGAUCUAAUCAGAUUUGUGCGAAAGGAGGUUCGUCGCCGCUAUGGUGUAGGCGUAGCAAAGAAACCCGCCCUAAAAACAAUACUCUGGAUGUCUUAUUUUUUUGGACGAAUCAGAAGCAUGAUGGAUACCGACGUAUCUCUAAAAAUCACUUUUAUCAUUUUGGUUAUAGAUACUGAAUGUAAUACUAGCUCGAGCGCCAUUAUGACAGUUCAUCCACGCAUACUGGCUCGGUUUGUAUGA
Phytophthora sojae is the source of this 816-nucleotide messenger RNA. RefSeq lists its product as hypothetical. The coding region runs from base 1 to 816 and encodes 271 amino acids. NCBI's taxonomy places the organism in Eukaryota, Oomycota, Peronosporomycetes, Peronosporales, Peronosporaceae. The transcript has 2 exons. The record is from RefSeq and is a predicted model, not a curated record.